This is a messenger RNA of Chondrus crispus (carragheen), 2613 nucleotides long. RefSeq lists its product as hypothetical. Lineage: Eukaryota; Rhodophyta; Florideophyceae; Gigartinales; Gigartinaceae. The coding region runs from base 1 to 2613 and encodes 870 amino acids. The record is from RefSeq and is a predicted model, not a curated record. The transcript has a single exon.
AUGUCCGCCCUCGACCUCGGUACUCCGGCCGCCAACGCAAAGCAAGUCCGGGAACUAUCGCAAGCACUUAAAUCACUUAACGACUCGUCGAGGCUUUAUUGCUUCAACGCAGUCCUGGCCCACACCGGUGCAUCCCGAGCUCUUGCGACUCUCUCAAGUGAGGAUGCGGAUCAACUUUUCUCGGCUGUUCAAGCAGGGUUGGUCAACCCGAACCCGUACAGUCGUAAUGCGUCCCUUCGCGUUGCCGUCCUUUUAUCAAAGCAUGCGCCACCAUCGCUCGUCGCGGACCAUUGGGCAUCCCUGACCUCUCGAGUUAUCUCGAUUCUAAAAUCUGCUCGGGGCGUGAAUCGUUCUUUGACUGCACAGGCGCUAGCUGCAGUAGCAUCGCUCAUCACCGCUGGAGCUCCGUUGACACUCGAGGGAGGCAACCAGAAGGUAAGCAUUACAACAGCAUGCCAUUCUGCUGUGGUUCAUGUCACUCGUUUCUUGGAAGGUGACCCUCCCUCGGGGGACGUUGCGCUGGCUUCGAUAGCUCUACUCUUUGCUAUUCUCAAUACAGCCCCGAGAGAACUUCGACAGGUUCUCCCACGACUGGAACUUGCACUGUGGGGCAAAUGGGUUGGACAUCCUUUGGAAAGCGUGCGACAAGCUUCCGCCAAACUGCUAGCUCAUCUACUGAUAUGUUGUCCGGAAAAAGUUAAGCAAAAAGUCUUCGAUGAGCGCAUUGAGUCUGGGUGUACAAAGCUUGAUGAAAUUCUGAGUAUUGUGGACCAUUUUACUUCUGCUCGCCAGUCUAGAAGAGCUGUAACACCCUCAAUGUUGCUUGCAGUUGCGGACUUAAAGGAGCAAGCUGCUUCGGGGUUUGCAGACCGGCUCAGUCAUCUCUACUCUGCUGCUUCUUUCAUGCUUCAAGAAGUGCUCAACCACGGUUCUCUAACGCCACUGUUCAUAUCUAUUCCCAAACUUUUACACACACUAUGUCGCGGGUUCUCCCAUAGACAGAUUGACCUGUACACACCUGACCUGGAGGGUGUCGCAUUGAACGCUGACGAUGUCCUUCGUUUGAUCGCGAUUACUGAAAGAGAAUCUCUUCGCACCUUAGUCACACUAACUGAAAGCGUUGAUCGCUCGGCUAUGCUUCCGUAUGUUCAUGUCCUUGCUCAAGCAUUUCACCGUCAAUUGUCAUACAUGAUUCUAAAAGUACAAACAGCUCCAGGGGCUGUUGCCGCUAUCGUACAACGCAGCCUUCUUUUUGACGCCAUGGCACGAAUAGUAAUGGUUUUGGGAUGCGGCUUCAUUGAGCAAAUUUUGGAGCCGUUCGUGAAAUUGUUUGAGUGUGACAUUGCAAUAUACUCAAAAGCGGCACAUGCACAGAGUUACUUGCUGUCGAAAAGCUCUUCUGCCAUCUCCGAAUCAGCACGAUUUCGAAAAAGGCGUAAGGUCGCGAACUCAAGAAACCGAGAAGCGCACGCAAAGGAGAUGUCCGCGGUUGACAGCACGUCUGAUAAAUCAGUGACAUGGGCAUCAGCAACCAUCAGGGAUUUGCAAACUGUUCUAAUAUCUGGCACUCGAUUACUGACUGCAAUAGUCGAAAACAGAGGCCUUCUCGAAUCACGAGCUGUGGACGCAUUGCGCCGGAUUGAAAUUUUGAUGGAACGGAUCGAGCGAUUUUCCACAUCCUCGACUGAAUUCUUAGAGCUCAUCAGAGCGAUGGCUCUCGGAGGCGGCCCCAGCCGUCUCAGUGCGGAAGCGAGCCCGUUUCUUCUGCGAUGCUUGUCACUGUCGAAGCAAACAACUCUAUCCAUGGCAUCGUCUCCGCAGUUGCGUAGCUCGGGUUUGCGAAUGAGAUCAACAGCAGAACUCUUGCUACAUCCUCGAGGGCCCCCGGUGGUGCGAGCCAAGGUCCCAAGGCGGAAUGCUAGUGAUCAUCAAUCGCCUGUGACUGGAUUCUUACCGCAGCAGCAAGAGAACCCCACUCCGCAUCAAUUAGAUGAUGAUGAGCCGCAAGGGACAGAUAAAAGUGACGCAGAAAUGCUUAAACCUCGUAAGGAGGAUGGCUUAUCGUCGGCUUUCGAAGGAAGUCGCAACGAAAUUCCAGGCGGAGAUAAUGGCAAACGACUCGAAAAUUUUCCAGGACGCGACGAAAAGGACAGAGGGGCUGGAACGAAAACACGGGCAGAAGCAUAUCUACGAAAUGCUAUGGAUUCAGAUCAGAAAAUGCCUCUCUCUGAAGGCGUUGUGAAAAAAUCUACAGAGAACCAUGCAAAUAUUGGGACUGGCGUAGCGGUCUCUGCAGGCACAGCAGCAAGCACCAUUCACGAAAGUGUUGCUGGGACAGGCCUGGUGACCGUAAACAUCCCGCAUUCGACCUCACUACAGAAUGCUCCUGGCGGUGUUCUUCCCAUCACGGUGGAGGCUGUGGAAGGCAUUUCUAACACUCUGGCUAAGGAAUCCGUUGGUGGGAUCGAAAGUGGAGAAGAAAUGAUCGCGACCUCCCCCACAAGGGAAGUUCAGCCGGCUGCAGUGAAAGAUACAUUCAACAAUUCUUCAUCAGAUGUGGACGAAGAUGCGCUCGUGGCUUCCUUGACAUUUGAGCCUCCUGACGCAGAAUGA